Molecule: messenger RNA, 8628 nt
Organism: Hippocampus zosterae (dwarf seahorse)
Lineage: Eukaryota; Metazoa; Chordata; Actinopteri; Syngnathiformes; Syngnathidae
Gene: pcnx1
Product: pecanex 1
Exons: 35
Coding region: 947-7882 (2311 amino acids)
Cellular component (GO): membrane
Source: RefSeq, a predicted model, not a curated record
UGUUCAGACGAAAUUAUUGGAAACUAACAUAAUUAAAAAAAAUCUAAAAUGUCACUUGACCAAGAGAAAAACGGAUCAAAUUAAAUACAUACCGUACAUUAGAAAUUUUAGCAAUGAUUUAAGGGUUUGGUGCAACGAAAAAAUAGCUAACAUCCACACACGAUGUUAAAUAAGGGGGAAAAUAUAAUCUUAGACAAAAAUACACCAAGAUAAGAAAAACAAAAUUUAUGAGCAUUAUUGCUGUAGCUCUCUAUCCAUAGAACACUUAUUUUUUAAUAUUUUUCGAAUACAAUACUGUAUUUCAGUAUUCUCGUUCAAAUGUUUUUUUAAAUUGUAUGUUUUCUCGUAUGGUUAUUUUCAAUAACAUGUUUGUAGUAUUCUAAAUUUUAGAUUUUAUUUUCUAAUAUUUGACUUUUUUUACUGAUAUGCUUCAGGUGAAAUCCUUUACUCCAGUAUUCACCCGUAAUACGCCAAACUAACACUAGAUGUCGACAACUUGUUACUUUUGGGCCAAACUGGGAAAAACUUAUUUUUGUUCACUUGUAGCAUCAGCUGUUGCUGAAUUAAACCCUUACUUGUUUCUUCAAGUACAUGUACACGUAUUAUAGUUGAUAGAAUGAAGGCAUUUGCAGAAAAUGUUAUGCAAACUAGCCUCUUCGCGCUCUUCUUCGCUUAAACCGCCACGGAAGCCACGAAGAAGAACGUCCACGCAGGGCGUGGUGGGACAGCACUGUUCUCCGGUGGAGGACUCAUUUGAGCAGCCAAGCGCCCGGGUUUGGCUUGGCUGACGGCUGACUGGGGCUAGCUAGUGGCGCUAGAAGAUGCCUAGGCCAGUGUCUCAAACCAACAACACGGCGCUGUUCGUCCUUUAGUCGUCGUCGGUGGCGGCGUUCAGGUCGCCCUCGCCGGCCGCGGUGGUUCCCGUCGUCGUCCGCUCAAGCAAGCCAUGGGCUCGCAGACCCUCCAGAUCCUCAGGCAGGGGGUCUGGGCUUCAAUCACCGGCGGGUGGUACUACGACCCCGACCAGAAUACGUUCGUCAACGCGCUCCAUCUUUACAUCUGGCUCUUUUUGCUAUGCUUCCCCUUCACGCUGUACAUGGCGCUGCCGCCCACCAUGGUCAUUGUGGGCAUCUACUGCGGUGUGAUCGCCGCCAUGUUCCUGCUACUCAAGACGGUCAACUACCGCUUGCACCACGCCUUGGACGAGGGCGAGGUGGUAGAACUGCAGGCCAAGAAGUCGCAGGGCGGCCGAGGUGGAGCCGAGGUUAUGCGCGACGUUGGCGCUACCCGACGGCAGGACAGCAAUGGCCCCGGAGACCCCGGAGGGGGGAUCGAGAUGGCCGACUUUAUCAGGCAAGAGACGCCGCCAGUGGACUGCAGCUCGCGGAACUCUUACAUUGGGAUGGAGCAGCAGACGGCGUCCACCCUCGGCAGAGCGACGGGAGCCAAAGAUGUGGGAAAGACGUCAGACGACUUCAGCCUGACUCUGGUGGAAAGCUGCAGUCACGAUCACGAUCUGCUGUCCGACACAAAGAUGUACUGCCUGGUUCCCAACGACUCCUUCGCGUCCCUGCAGCCCUCCACCUCCUUGUGUCCGUCCGAGCUGUCGCGAGAACACGUCGAGCUCUGCAACGUGGCCGCGUACCACUGCAGCCUGUCGCACGAGGAAGCCACCCCCCACGUGUCCUCGCAGUCGCAGACUUUUAGGAAAGAGCCCCGUUCGCGGGGCCUGCCUCGGACCUCCAGCUCGGCAGGGUCCGCCUUCCCCGACCCGGGCCUGCCGGACUUUGCGCUCUAUCCGCCACCCAGGAGAGGGGGCUUGGAUCCCGUGUGCGAGCUCGAAGCCGCCAGGCCGCGGCGGGAGGCGGCCGAGCGGCUCUACCAGCAGGACCAAGCGGUGGCCUCCACCUCGGGGCUCGAAUGUUACAAGCACAAAGACCCGCGCAGGGUAUCCCGCUCCGUCUCCAGGGAAGCCGGAGAGGGCGGCUCAGGUUUAUACCAAGCGGACGCAGCCGGCGGCCGGAAGGGCCGCAACGCCGGGAGAAAGUCGCGACGCGGCGAGCGCAGCGCCGAGAGCCUGCGCAGCCUGAGCACGCGCAGCAGCGGCUCCACCGAGAGCUACUGCAGCGGCACCGACCGCGACACCAACAGCACCGUUAGCAGCUUCCACAGCGAGCAGACCAGCUCCACGCACGUGGAGAGCCUACCGUCACUUUCGGGGGACGAGCGCUUGCGGGAGCGGGUCGACGCGCCACCCGCCCACGCCGACAACGGCACGUGUUCCCGGCCGGUCGGCGGCCUUCCCUCCAGGGAGGCCAACAAGAACCCACACGCUAACGAGCUGACGGCUAACCAGCCGGGGACCGCCGUGUCUUCUGGACCCCACGAGCUCACCGAAGGCAGCGGGAUUCUAGAAGGCCCGGGCGCCAGGACCGGUGCCGAUGGCUCGGUGGAACCGGUCGCCUCGGACCGGCUUGAGUCUGGCAACCUCGUUCAAAGGACUUGCUCGUUGUCCACCGGCCGCAGCGGGCGGCGGCGGGCGGGCAAGAAACGGGCGAGCAGUUUCGACGCCAGCCGCCAUCGGGACUACAUGUCGCCGCGCGGGUUGGCCAAGCCUUGCAGCGCCGUGUUCACCGGGGGCGGCGGAGAGGAGGACUCGAGCGACCACAGCGAGCUGAGCUGCGCCUCCAGCCUCCCCUCCGCCCGACACCUGAGCACGGACAGCUCGUCCAGCGCCACCUCGCGCUCCUGCCACUCACCCGAGGGGCGCUACGGGGCGCUCAAAGCCAAGCAGACCGCAGCCGGCGCCGCCUCGGAGGCGGGAGGGACGCGGCGCUCUUCCCGGCGUACCCCGAGCACGGGCAGCGCCAAGACGCACGCCCGGGUGUUGAGCUUGGACAGUGGCACCGCCGCCUGCCUUAACGACCCCACGCGCCUCGGAGCUCCCGCCGGGCCGCGGCCCCUGACCACCUCCAAAUCCGACCUGGAAGCCAAAGAAGGGGAGGUCCUGGACGCCGCGUCCCUGCUGGGUCGGGCUUCCCAUCUGGAGUCGGUGACGCGCUCCAGGAACAGUCUGCCCAGCCAGGCCGUGUUCUCGGAGGCUCAGGACGCCGUCGUCGCUUGCCUGCGGGCCCCCGGCAGCGAGGAGACGGUGGUAUUCCGCCGCGAGCGCAGCACGUUUCGCCGGCAGGCGGUGCGACGGCGGCACAACGCGGGCAGUAACCCCACGCCGCCAUCGUCCCUCAUUGGCUCUCCCCUCAGUCUCCAAGAGGCGCUCAGCCAGGCCUCGCAGCCUCCCGCCUGCCAAGAAAAAUCCACUCAGCCGUCUCGCACCGCCUCCCAGGUGACGGUGCUGAGUGCCAGCGCCUCCCUGCUGGCCAGGAAUGGAAGCGCGCACCUGGACGGCUCUCAGGACAAGGCCUCGACGGUCGGCACCAGCAGCCUCCAGGACGACUUUGGAAAACUCACACCCUCCUUGUAUGAGGCUGUCGGGUGCGACAUGUCCCUGGUCAAUUUUGAGCCCGCCACCAGACGAGCCUCCAAUAACAUUUGGGACACAGACUCCCACCUCUCCAGUUCUACCUCAGUUCGCUUCUACCCUCAUGACCUGCUCUCCCUCCCUCAGAUCCGCCUGAACCGCCUGCUCACCAUGGACCCGGAGCUGCUAGAGCAGCAGGACGCCGACCUUAGCCCUGACCUCCAUGCUGUGCCACUGGGACCUGACGACCCGGCGGCAGCGGCUGCCGCCGGCAAAGCGAAGCAGUACUACCGCCUUUGGCUCAUGCCUUACCUUUGGGUGGGGCUGCACUUUGACCGCCUCACUCUGUUGGCGCUGUUCGACCGGAACCGGGAAGUUCUGGAGAACGUGCUGGCUGUGGUGCUGGCCGUCCUCGUGGCCUUCCUGGGCUCGGUGCUUCUGGUGCAGGGCUUCUUCACUGACAUCUGGGUCUUUCAAUUUUGCCUCGUCAUCGCCAGCUGCCAGUAUUCUUUGCUCAAGAGCGUUCAACCAGACUCCUCCUCUCCCCGUCAUGGCCACAAUCGCAUCAUCGCCUACAGCCGUCCCGUGUAUUUCUGCCUCUGCUGCGGUCUUAUUUGGCUGCUGCACUACACCAGCUUGAGGACCAGCUCGUCCCGCUUCACGCUGUACGGCGUCGCUCUCACCAGCUCACUCAUCCUGGCCUCUGCGAGGGACCUCGUCAUAAUGUUCACUCUGUGUUUCCCCAUCAUCUUCUUCGUGGGCCUACUGCCACAAGUCAACACCUUUGUCAUGUACCUCUUUGAGCAGCUGGACAUCCACGUCUUUGGGGGCAACGCCUGCACCAGCCUGCUGUCGUCACUUUACAGCGUCCUCCGUAGCGUGCUGACCGUAGCUCUGCUGUACGGCUUCUGCUACGGCGCGCUCAAGGAGAACUGGGAGCCCCAUCACAUCCCUGUGCUCUUCUCCAUCUUCUGCGGUCUGCUGGUGGCCGUGUCGUACCACCUGAGUCGGCAAAGCAGCGACCCUUCUGUACUCAUCUCACUGAUACAGUCGAAGAUUUUGCCCAAUCUGCGAGACAGCGACCCUGAGGACCCCUUGUCGGAAGUGCAGGACCCUCUGCCCGAGAAGCUGAGGGCCUCAGUGAACGAGCGUCUGCAGUCCGACUUGAUCGUCUGCGUGGUCAUCGCCGUGCUCUACUUCGCCAUCCACGUCAGCACCGUCUUCAUCGCCCUUCAGCCCUUCCUGAGCUACGUGCUGUAUGCGCUGCUGGGCGCGGUGGGGCUGCUCACCCACUACCUGCUUCCCCAGGUGCGCAAGCAGCUACCCUGGUACUGCUUCUCGCACCCGCUGCUCAAGACCAAGGAGUAUUACCAGUUUGAAGUCAGGGACGCGGCUCACGUGAUGUGGUUCGAGAAGCUCCACGUGUGGCUGCUCUUCGUGGAGCGCAACAUCCUCUACCCGCUGGUCAUCCUCAACGAGUUGAGCGGCAGCGCCAGAGAGCUCGCCAGCCCCAAACGACUGGACACCGAGGUGGGCGCGCUGAUGAUCACAGUGGCGGGCCUGAAGCUGCUGCGCUCGUGCUACAGCAGCCCCACCUACCAGUACAUCACCGUCCUGUUUACCGUGCUCUUCUUCACCUUUGACUAUCGGCACAUGUCGGAGACUCUGCUACUGGAUCUCUUCCUCAUGUCCAUCGUCUUCAGCAAGCUGUGGGAGCUGUUCUACAAGCUGCACUUUGUCUACACCUACAUCGCACCCUGGCAGAUCACAUGGGGAUCAGCCUUUCACGCCUUCGCUCAGCCCUUUGCCGUGCCUCACUCAGCUAUGCUCUUCGUCCAGGCCCUGGUAUCAGCUGUCUUCUCCACCCCACUCAACCCUUUCCUGGGCAGCGCCAUCUUCAUCACAUCUUACGUCCGGCCCGUCAAAUUUUGGGAGCGCGACUAUAACACCAAAAGAGUCGAUCACUCCAACACCCGGCUGGCCUCACAGCUAGACAGAAAUCCAGGCUCGGAUGACAACAACCUUAACUCCAUCUUUUAUGAACACCUGACGCGCUCGCUGCAGCACAGCCUGUGCGGCGACCUGCUUCUGGGCCGCUGGGGCAACUUCAGUACUGGCGACUGCUUCAUCCUGGCCUCCGACUACCUCAACGCCCUGGUUCACUUGGUGGAGAUCGGUAACGGCCUGGUCACCUUCCAGCUCCGAGGGCUUGAGUUCCGAGGUACCUACUGCCAGCAGAGGGAGGUAGAGGCCAUCACCGAGGGCGUGGAGGAGGACGAGGGCUGCUGCUGCUGCGAGCCGGGCCACCUUCCGCACGUCCUGUCCUUCAACGCUGCCUUUGGCCAGCGUUGGCUGGCCUGGGAGGUGCUGGUCACCAAGUACGUGCUGGAGGGCUACAGCAUCACCGACAACAGCGCCGCGUCCAUGCUACAAGUUUUCGACCUGCGACGCAUUCUCACUACCUAUUACGUGAAGGGUAUCAUCUACUACGUGGUCGCCUCGCCCAAGCUGGAGGAGUGGCUGUCCAACGAGACCAUGAAAGAGGGUCUGCGGGCAUGCAGCGAGAGGAACUACGUGGACCUGGAUCCCACCUUCAAUCCCAACAUCGACGAGGAUUACGACCACCGGCUGGCUGGCGUCUCCAGGGACAGUUUUUGCAGUGUUUACCUGGGCUGGAUCCAGUACUGCAACUCUCGCAGGGACAAGCCUCUGGACAACGAGAGAGACUCUCCUCUGGUGCUGCUUUGCUUCGGCCUGUGCGUGCUGGGAAGGCGAGCGCUCGGAACGGCGGCUCAUCACAUGUCCAGCAACCUGGAGUCUUUCCUGUACGGGCUUCACGCUUUAUUUAAAGGAGACUUCCGCAUCUCUUCGGUGCGUGACGAGUGGAUAUUUGCCGACAUGGAACUUCUCAGGAAGGUGGUGGUGCCCGGCAUCCGAAUGUCCCUCAAACUUCACCAGGACCACUUCACCUCGCCCGAUGAGUACGAGGAGCCGACGGUGCUUUUCGAGGCCAUCGCGGCCCACCAGCGGAACCUGGUCAUCGCCCACGAGGGCGACCCGGCGUGGCGCAGCGCCGUGCUGUCCAACGCCCAGUCGCUGCUCGCCCUGCGCCACGUGCUGGACGAGGGCACGAAUGAGUACAAGAUCAUCAUGCUCAACCGCCGAUACCUCAGCUUCAGAGUCAUCAAGGUAAACAAAGAGUGCGUGCGGGGUCUGUGGGCGGGCCAGCAGCAGGAGCUGGUGUUCCUGCGGAACCGCAACCCGGAGCGCGGCAGCAUCCAGAACGCCAAGCAGGCGCUGCGCAACAUGAUCAACUCGUCAUGUGACCAGCCCAUCGGCUAUCCGAUCUACGUGUCGCCGCUCACCACCUCCUACUGCAACUCGCACCCGCAGCUGGGCCACAUCCUUGGCGGGCCCAUUAGCGUCGCCAACAUCCGCAACUUUGUGGUCAGCACUUGGCACAGGUUACGAAAAGGCUGCGGCGCAGGUUGUAACAGUGGAGGGAAUAUUGAGGAUUCUGACGUCGGCGGGAUGUCUUGCGGCAGCGGGAAUGGGACGGCGGCUGAUUCGCAGCAGAGCUCCAUGUCGCAGGGCGGCAAUUCCGGACCUGGCGGUCUUCACUCGUACCAGCCGCACGCGAUGGGCUCCAGUCAGAGUUCCCAGUCCGUCCAGUCCAGCCUAGUACGUCACUCCCCAGCCCGAGCAUCCGUGGCCAGCCAGUCCUCUUCGUACCGCUACGGCGGCAGCAGCCGCCACUCGUCGCUGCGCACGUCUGCCACGGGCCUGGAGACGUGCCGGCGCUCCUCCACCAGCCAGCUGUCCCUGCGCACGCUGCCCACCUCCCUGCAGCUGCGGCUGGGGCCCACUUCGGACUUGGCCGGCCCUUCGGCGUCGCUCUCCAGCCACAGCAUUCCACCGUGCAAACGGCACACGCUGGUGGGCCUCCUGGGGAACGACGGCCUCUGCGGCGUGGUGAUGGACCCCCUUGGCCAGCAUCACCACCACCACCAGCAGCAGCAGCACCUUCAUCAUCACCACCCGCAGCAUCACUAUCAUCACCCGCAGCAGCAUAACCCCGUCGUCUCCACUGUGCGCAGGGACGACAUCUCGUACAGAGUGCAGAUUGUGGACCCAAAUCAAGUGCUGGAGAACCUCAACAUGUCCAAGCGGAAGGAGGUGCAGUGGCCGGACGAGACGGUGAGACUGCGUGCAGGGCGGACCUGCUGGAGGGAAUGGAGCCCCCUGGAGGGCAUGGAAGGACAUGUGAUUCACCGGUGGGUGCCUUGUAGCCGCGAGCCGGCCAACCGCUCCCACAUAGACAAGACCAUCCUGCUGGUACAGGUGGACGACAAACUGGUGCCCAUCGUGGAGACGGGCGUCAUCGAACUGGGCGCCGAGGUUUGACGGGGGAGCCUCAAUGGCAAGCACACCAAAAGCAUCCACAGGACCUGGGAGCAGACAAAAUCUAAACGCAAUGCAAAAAGUGCAAGCUGAGGCAGGGUACGCUUUUUCAGGGCUUAUGCUAGCGGUCCAAAGCAUUGUGUGAUGUCGGGCAUCAAGUUGAUCACCGUCGACGUGAGCUGGCUGCGCGUGUUUUCGAAUUACGUGUGACAUCAAGUAAAGUGGUCGACUGCUAAGUUUAGCCGCUACUAUCGCUUGUUAACAAUGGUGGCGCUAAAAGCAAGGUAGUCGAUAACAGAAAGAGUAGAAGGACAUAUGUUUUCGACAUUAAAUGUGGCACUGCACAGUGUGGUUGACUACUAUCGAUAACCUCUGACUGCUAACUAGCCACUACCGUCACUGGCUUGACUUGUUAACGAUGGUUCAGCUCACGGCUAGUUAGCGUCAAAUGGGUACAUUUAAGCUAGAAUGUUUUUGACUGUAGGCGUGACAUCACACAAUGUGGUGGACUGCUAUACUGUAUAUCGUUAGCAGCUAGCUACUGGCCACUGUUAAUUGUGAGCAAUUGAUUGAUUGAGCAUGAUAUCAACUUCCUAUGUGGCAUCGCAAUAUGUGACAUUAGCAUGUUAUGGCUAAGUAGCUACUAUCGUCACUUGAAUUUUUCAUGACAGCACAAUGUGUAUGACAUCUGCUGUUUGUCACUAAUGGCCAACUAGACGUUAAUGGCCAAGUAGCGUGAUUUUUUUUUU